AUGACUACCGGAAUCAAGCCGUACAAGAUCGAGAUCCCAGACUCAAAGAUCGAAGAGCUCCACGCCAAGCUCGAUAUUGCCAAAUUCCCACCAGAGUCUGCGCUCACUGAAAGCUGGGACUAUGGUGCGCCGGUCUCAGAGGUGAAGAGGUUGGCCCAGCGCUGGCGCAACGGCUUCGAUUGGCGCGCGGCUGAAGCCAAGCUGAAUGAGUUGCCGCAAUUCACGACAACCAUCUCCGUGGACGGUUUUGGCGACCUCGAGAUUCACUUCCUCUACCAGAAGAGCAAACAACCUGGAGCUGUGCCGCUUCUUUUUUCUCACGGCUGGCCCGGUAGCUUCCUCGAGGUCCUCAAGAUUCUUCCGCUAUUGACGACGGAGAAGAAUGGUCUUUCUUUUGAUGUCGUAGCACCAUCACUUCCCAACUUUGGGUUUUCGGAGGGUCCGGACAAGCCAGGCUUCCGCCUGCCUCAGUAUGCCGAGGUCAUGCACAAGGUGAUGCUGAAGCUUGGUUACGAGCAGUAUGUUACUCAAGGAGGCGAUUGGGGCUUCGGAAUUACCAGGUUCAUGGGACUGCUCUACCCAGACCACGUCCUCGCAUCCCACAUCAACAUGGUGUCCGCGAGCCCGCCAUCUUUCUUCAAGAACCCGCUACAGUACAUCAAGAACCUCUUCCCUUACUCUGAAAAGGAGAAGAAAGGCAUCCAGAGAAGCCAAUGGUUUCAGAGAGAGGGUCGCGGAUAUAACCUCGAGCAGAGCACUAAGCCUGCGACCGUGGGCCUCGCGUGGGUUGACUCACCCGUGGCGCUAUUAUCCUGGAUCCUUGAGAAGCUGCACGACUGGACCGAUUCGUACCCAUGGACAGAUGAUGAGCUCCUGACUUGGAUUUCCAUCUACCAGUUCUCGACUGCUGGCCCCGAGGCUAGCGCGCGGAUUUACUACGAGGUUACACAUCCCAAGCCGCAUACUGAGCACAUUACAUGGGUACCGCGUGUGAAGCUCGGCCUGUCCAUCUUCCCCAUGGACUUGAUUGUUCCGCCGAUGACCCAUGCUAAGACGCUGGGUCCUGUUGUGUUUGCCGCCACGCAUGGUGAUGGUGGACAUUUUGCUGCUCAUGAGAGGCCUGAGAUAUUGGUCAAGGAUCUAAGGGAGAUGUUCAGCAAGGGCGGUGGUGCGCAUGAUGUUGCUGAGUUGUUGUCUAAGCAAAGUAUUCGAUCAAAACUAUAG
Molecule: messenger RNA, 1224 nt
Organism: Colletotrichum godetiae
Lineage: Eukaryota; Fungi; Ascomycota; Sordariomycetes; Glomerellales; Glomerellaceae
Product: epoxide hydrolase
Exons: 3
Coding region: 1-1224 (407 amino acids)
Biological process (GO): epoxide metabolic process
Molecular function (GO): epoxide hydrolase activity
Source: RefSeq, a predicted model, not a curated record